Torulaspora delbrueckii is the source of this 1188-nucleotide messenger RNA. RefSeq lists its product as uncharacterized. The record is from RefSeq and is a predicted model, not a curated record. Bases 1 to 1188 code for a protein of 395 amino acids. Gene Ontology annotation, biological process: nuclear-transcribed mRNA catabolic process, no-go decay; ribosome disassembly; nonfunctional rRNA decay. The transcript has a single exon. NCBI's taxonomy places the organism in Eukaryota, Fungi, Ascomycota, Saccharomycetes, Saccharomycetales, Saccharomycetaceae. Gene Ontology annotation, cellular component: cytoplasm.
AUGAAGGUUAUAAGUUUGACAAAGGCGUCCGAUACCGGUAAUGAGGCAACAAUUACUCUAUUACCUCAGGAUAAGGAGGAUCUGUUCACACUUUACCAAUUAAUUGACAAAGAUGAUGAAGUCAUAUUCAAGAAAACGGUUACCAGUAACAUGGAUGAAGGCGGCAAGAAGAAGACAACGGCACUGGUGAGAUUGAGAUUGCAAAUUAUUUCGAGUGAGUUUGAUUUGAAAAAUGAAUCACUGAGAUACAAAGGUGUUACCGUGGUGGACGAAUCGGGUAGAGCUAAUCUUGAUAUUCCUGUGGGCAAAUAUUUCAGCUUUACGGUUAAUUACACUUAUCCCUUUACGAUUGUCAAGCAAGAUUACAAUAAAUAUAACCAGAGACUUCUGAAUGACGCCACUCAAACUGAUGCCAAGGCUGACACUGGUGCUGUGGUUUUGCAAGAAGGGAUUGCUCAUAUUUGUCUACUUACAAAUUCAUCCACAAUCUUAAAGCAAAAGGUGGAAUACUCAAUGCCAAAGAAAAAGAGAGCUACUGAUGUGGCUAAAUUCGAACAGAAGACUGGAAAGUUCUACAAAGCUAUUUAUGAAGGUAUGAAAAAAGCCUUUGAUUUCAAGAAAUUGAAGUUGAUUGUUCUAUGCUCCCCAGGUUUUUAUGCCAAGACACUAAUGGAACAGAUAUUGCAGUUCGCUGAAGAAGAACAGAACAAAGAGAUACUGAAUAUGAAGAGUAAAUUCUUGGUUGCUCACUGUUCCACAGGUUAUCUUCAAGGCAUUUCUGAGGUUCUGAAAAAUCCAUCCUACGCCUCCAAGUUGCAAAGCACCAAGUAUUCCCAGGAAGCAGUUGUUAUGGAUGACUUUUUGAAGCACCUCAACGACGACGAUUACAAAGCUUGGUACGGGGAACAAGAAGUCAGAAAGGCGGCUGAUCUUGGUGCCAUUGAUGUCCUUUUAAUCACUGAUACACAAUUAAGAUCUGAUGAUGUGAAUGAGCGCAAAAGGUGUCUGUCCCUCGUUGACGAUGUCGAAGCGACUGGUGGUCAGGCACUCGUUUUCAGCUCUUUCCAUAGCUCUGGCGAAGAGCUGGAUAAGCUUACAGGUGUGGCUUGCAUCUUAAAGUACCCACUCCCAGAUUUGGACGAAGACGAUGAAGAAGAGGAAGAGGAAGAGGAAGAUGAUGAUCAAUAG